Messenger RNA from Pneumocystis carinii B80, 802 nucleotides. RefSeq lists its product as hypothetical. Gene Ontology annotation, molecular function: nucleic acid binding; zinc ion binding. Gene Ontology annotation, biological process: spliceosomal complex assembly. The coding region runs from base 41 to 754 and encodes 237 amino acids. NCBI's taxonomy places the organism in Eukaryota, Fungi, Ascomycota, Pneumocystomycetes, Pneumocystales, Pneumocystaceae. Gene Ontology annotation, cellular component: U2 snRNP; catalytic step 2 spliceosome; U2-type prespliceosome. The transcript has 4 exons. The record is from RefSeq and is a predicted model, not a curated record.
CUAUUUUCUUAAAAAUUAUCUGAAAAUUUAGAUUGAUUUAAUGGAUUAUCAGAAUAGAGUGGGAAGUAAGUUUGGUGGAGGAGGGGUUGCAGGCACAAGUGAGACCAAUGCAGACCGUCGUGAACGGUUAAGAAAGCUUGCUUUAGAGACCAUUGAUUUAGCCAAGGAUCCAUAUAUUUUAAAGAAUCAUCUUGGGAGUUUUGAAUGCAAACUUUGUUUAACACUUCAUGCAAAUGAUGGAUCAUAUCUAGCUCAUACGCAGGGAAAAAAGCACCAAACAAACCUUGCACGUAGAGCAGCAAAGGAGCAGAAGGAGGGAGCUAUGGAUGGGAUUACAGGGCUUCCGGUGGGGGUUAUUGGACAACAAAUUCAAGUUCGAAAAAAUGUGAUUAAAAUAGGACGACCAGGAUAUAAGAUUACAAAGAUUAGAGACCCGUAUACGAGGCAAAUAGGUCUAUUAUUUCAGUUAAGUUAUCCGGAGAUUGGUACAGAUAUUCAUCCUCGACAUCGAUUUAUGAGUGCAUAUGAACAAAGAAUUGAACAUCCGGAUAGAAGAUGGCAAUAUUUGAUUAUAAGCGCAGAGCCAUAUGAAAGUAUUGCAUUUAAAAUAGAAGCAAAAGAAAUAGAUAGAUCAGAAGGGAAUUUUUGGACAUUUUGGGAUAAGCCGACGUUUUCUAUGCAGUUUUUUUUUAAAUCAGAUAGAGAUACAAGAUAUAUGGGAGUUCCUGGAUUAUCUAAUUCUACGGCAAAAUAAAAGUGAUAUAUAUAUAUAAGUGAUAUAUAUAAUGCUUUUUAAGAGAGU